GGCGGACUUGCAGGCGGGUGGCGGCGGCUGUGCUCGCUAGUGAGGGAGGGAGGGAGUGAGUCACUGAGCGUGUGUGAAGGAGGGAAGGAGCGAGCCGGCGAGCAAGCAGCCGGCGCCGUCCGCCUGCAGCACGAGCCAGGCCCCGCCGCCACCCGCAUCCCUGCGCUGAAGCCGGGCCGAGCCGAGCCGAGCUGGGUCGGGCCCGGGCCAUGCUGCUCACCGUGUACUGUGUGCGGAGGGACCUCUCCGAGGUGACCUUUUCCCUCCAGGUCGACGCCGACUUCGAGCUGCACAACUUCCGCGCGCUGUGUGAACUCGAGUCCGGCAUCCCCGCAGCCGAGAGCCAGAUCGUCUAUGCUGAAAGACCUCUCACAGACAACCACAGAUCACUGGCUUCUUACGGCUUGAAAGAUGGAGAUGUUGUGAUUUUGCGACAGAAGGAGAAUGCAGACCCUCGACCUCCAGUGCAUUUUCCAAACUUACCCCGAAUAGACUUCCGUAGUAUAGCUGUGCCUGGCACGUCAGGUUCCCGGCAGCGGCAGCCACCGGGAGCACAGCAGUCCCACUCAUCUCCCGGAGACAUAGCUUCAUCCCCUCAGGGCUUGGACAAUCCCGCCUUGCUCCGAGACAUGUUGCUGGCCAACCCCCAUGAGCUGUCCUUGCUGAAGGAACGCAAUCCGCCCCUGGCAGACGCUCUGCUCAGCGGAGAUCUUGAGAAAUUUUCCAGGGUCCUGGUGGAGCAGCAGCAGGACCGAGCCCGGAGAGAGCAAGAAAGGAUUCGUCUCUUUUCUGCUGACCCUUUUGAUCUUGAAGCUCAGGCAAAAAUAGAAGAAGAUAUAAGGCAACAGAACAUUGAGGAAAACAUGACAAUCGCUAUGGAAGAGGCUCCGGAAAGUUUCGGCCAAGUAGUGAUGCUUUAUAUUAACUGCAAAGUGAAUGGACAUCCUGUGAAAGCCUUUGUUGACUCAGGUGCCCAGAUGACUAUUAUGAGCCAAGCGUGUGCAGAAAGGUGUAAUAUAAUGAGACUGGUGGAUCGUCGGUGGGCAGGGAUCGCCAAAGGAGUGGGCACCCAGAAGAUUAUUGGAAGGGUACAUCUAGCUCAGGUUCAAAUUGAAGGAGACUUCCUGGCGUGUUCCUUCUCUAUACUUGAGGAGCAGCCCAUGGACAUGCUUCUGGGACUGGACAUGCUGAAACGACAUCAGUGUUCCAUUGACCUCAAGAAAAAUGUCCUGGUGAUUGGCACCACAGGCUCGCAGACCACCUUCCUUCCCGAGGGAGAGUUACCAGAGUGUGCCCGGUUGGCAUAUGGGGCCGGCCGAGAAGACGUGCGGCCAGAGGAGAUUGCAGACCAAGAAUUAGCAGAAGCCCUUCAAAAAUCCGUACAGGAUGCAGAGAAAAGCGGUGAAGAAACUACCUCACUGGGAAUGUCAUCAUUACCAACUUCAGAUGGAUUUAACCAUCCAGCCCGUCCUCCAGGGCAGAGUCCUGAGAUUGGUAAUCCUGCGCGUCUUGCUCACUCUGUCCCUGCUUCAGUCUGCUCUAUCAAGCCCAGUGACCCAGACAGCAUCGAACCCAAGGCUGCGAAGUCUAUGAAGGCUUCGGCUGAAUUCCAGAGAGCCUCUGAAAAGGAAGAACAUCUUCCUCUACAGGAUCUUUCUGAUCGUGCUUCUCCAGCAGACCAGAGUCCAGCUAUGCCUUUGCAGAAUUCAUCCGAAGAAGCCAUUGUUACAGAUAAUCUGGAGAAAUCUCCUGCUGAAAGAGGCACCCAAGGCCUCAAGUCUCAUCUCCACACAAGACAGGAAGCUAGUUUGUCUGUCACAACUACUAGGAUGCAAGAACCACAGAGGGCCCUAGGUGAAAAGGGUUGGCAUCCAGAAUGUCAGACUCUGAGUCAAGUGAAUGGCCUUCAGCAUGAAGAACCAGGAAACGGACGGCAUGAGGUUGUACAACAGAAUGCUCCACGUGAACAAGAACAUCUUCGUAACACAGGGGACCUUGAACUUCAUGGAGAAGGGCAACAGAAUCAACCAAAAAGCGUUGAUGUGGAAGCUACAAUGAAAGGAGACAGGCUACAGCAGAAUGUGGACCUUCCAGAUACACAGAAAAAUACUCUACGUUCAGGAUGCUUUGACUGCUCAAAUUCCGAAACACUUAUGGAAGUAGAUAUAGUUGAACAGUCCCUAGUGGCUGUGCUUAAUUCAACAGGCAGUCAGAAUGCUAAUGUCAAGAACAUUGGUGCAGCUGACCUCACCUUAGAUAACCCCUUGAUGGAAGUAGAAGCAUCAAAAUGUAGCCCUUCAUCUGAAAUUUUGAGUAAUUCCAUUUCCACUCAGAAUUUGCAACUCCCAGAAAGGAAUGCUGAAAUGUCUGGAACCAAUAAAGCAUAUGGCAAUGGCUCCCCCUCUUUAAGCCUCUGUGGCAAUUGUCAGCCCUCUGUGGAGUCAGCGGAGGAAUCUUGCUCAUCCAUAACAGCAGCCUUGAAGGAACUUCAUGAACUUUUGGUCAUUAGUAGUAAACCAGCUUCAGAAAAUACAUCUGAAGAAGUUACCUGUCAAUCAGAAAUGGUAACUGAGGGCCAAACAGGUGUUGAGGACCUUUCUGAAAGAUGGACCCAAAAUAAGCAUCUCCCAGCUACCCAGAAUGAACAGUGUUCACAAGUCUCUUUUCAUCAGGCCAUAUCUGUAUCAGUGGAGACAGAAAAAUUAACAAACACCUCAACUGGCACUGGAAUAGAAGAUGUAGAAAGUAUUAACUUCAAGGAUCCAGGUGAUGGCCUAUUAACUGAUAAGGAAGGUAUCCCCAAGUCUAGGGAAUCAGUAAACACGAGCAGUUCUGUCACUCGAGCCUCUGCCAAAACGUCAGAUCAAUUACAUUGCACCUUAGGUGUAGAAAUUUCACCCAGACGUUUAGCAGGUGAGGAGGAUGCACUCAACCAGACUUCGGAGCAAACUACACCCUUGUCGUCGAAUUUCGUAUUGGUUAAAGAUUUGGGUCAGGGCACGCAGAACCCAGUGACAGACAGGCCUGAGACCAGAGACGAUGUCUGUCCUGAAGCAGGACCUGCCAGCUAUCCCUCAAGUCCCUCCAUUCUUCCACCAUUAAUUUUUCCUGCUGCAGACAUUGACCGGAUUCUCCGUGCCGGCUUUACUUUGCAGGAAGCUCUUGGGGCUUUGCAUCAAGUUGGUGGAAAUGCAGACCUUGCACUUCUUGUUUUGCUAGCAAAGAACAUUGUAGUUCCUACAUAACCAUGGAAAAGUGGGCUAGACCAUACUCCAUUCCCUUAAAAAAAAAAAGAAAAAAGAAAAAAAAAA
Rhinolophus ferrumequinum (greater horseshoe bat) is the source of this 3311-nucleotide messenger RNA. RefSeq names its product protein DDI1 homolog 2. The record is from RefSeq and is a predicted model, not a curated record. Gene Ontology annotation, biological process: proteolysis. NCBI's taxonomy places the organism in Eukaryota, Metazoa, Chordata, Mammalia, Chiroptera, Rhinolophidae. Gene Ontology annotation, molecular function: protein binding; aspartic-type endopeptidase activity. The transcript is spliced from 9 exons. Bases 210 to 3245 code for a protein of 1011 amino acids.